UAUAAUGAUCUCGAUAAAAUUCACCUCCGCCACCAGUUCAGCUUAUUUCUGCCGAGGAUCGCCGAGGGGCGCAUUGCGGUCGAAAUGACAUUAGCCCUAAGACUUGUCCUGUGCGCUCUGGCGGUGGCCAGCGUCUCCGCUCUCUCAAUCUCCUUGAGACAAGACCCGGAGACACUAUGCGCGGGACAGGAGAACUUCCUACGUAUAGCCAGCACGGAAGGCUGCAGCGCUUACUACCAAUGCUAUGCCGGUCGAGCUUACUUGAUGGAAUGUCCACGAGACUCCUGGUUCAACGAAGUGGAACAGGUGUGCGAUUGGACCAACCCUCCAGCAAGCUGUCGAACAGACCUGGAACCUGAGCCACAACCCGAACCGGAACCCGAACCAGAACCCGAACCCGAACCCGAACCAGAACCCGAAGAACCCGAACCGGAACCCGAACCGGAACCUGAACCGGAACCCGAACAGGAGAACGAGCCAGAAUCUGAAAACCAAGCGGACUCAGAAGAUGAAAGCUCCGAAGAAGCUGAAGGCUCCGGUGAUGAUUGGGAAGAGGAUGCGAUCGUCAAAUUCUUGAAGGCGAGAUUACAUGACGAAGAAAGCGAAGACCAUGAUCAUGAUCAUCAACACCACCAUCACGAUCACGAUCAUGACCACGAUCAUGACCAUGAUCAUCAUCACCACCAUCAUGAUCACGACCAUGAUCAUGACCACAAUCACGAUCAUGAUCACGAUCACGAUCAUGACCACGAUCACGAUCAUGACCACGAUCAUGACCAUGACCAUGAGCACGAUCACGACCACGAACAUGACCAUGAGCACGAUCAUGACCAUGAUCCCGAUCAUGACCACGAACAUGAACAUGACCAUGAACAUGAGCACGAUCACGACCACGAACAUGACCAUGAGCACGACCACGACCAUGACCACGAGCACGACCACGACCACGAACAUGACCACGAGCACGAUCAUGACCAUGAUCCCGAUCAUGACCACGAUCACGACCAUGACCAUGAGCACGAUCAUGACCACGAACAUGACCAUGAUGAUCCCGAAGACUCUAAACGCAACCACGCCCUUAAGUUCCAGGAAGAACUUGACGAGGAAUCUGAACAAGAAGAAUUAAAGAACUUAAUGCGUGCUGAAGAGGAAAAUGAUGUCAAUGAGGAUUUAGAAGAAGAAAUCCGCAAUAAACGCCAAGAAGAGCUCGACCAGGAAGUUGAAGAAGAUCUAAAGAGACAAGAAGAAUUCGAAGGAGAAAAUGAGGAAGAAAAUGAAGAAGACCUAAAAAGACAGGAAGAAGACGAGCAAGAGCCUGGAGAAGAGCAAGAGGAGGAGCUAAAGAGGCAAGAAGAGGGUGCGGAAGAUAUUGAAGAAGAAGAUAUUCUCAAGAGGCAAGAAGAUGUAGAUGAGGAAGCAGAAGAUGAGGAAGAUCUAAAAAGGCAAGAAGAGGAUGCGGAAGGUAUUGAAGAUGAAGAAACUUUAAAGAGACAAGAAGAAGUUGAAAAUGAAGAGGUUGAAAAUGAGGAAGAAAGUCGUAAAAAGCGAUCUGCACAAGAGGAAGGAAACGAUGACAUUGCUGACGAGGAAGACUUAAAAAGACAAGAAGAUAUUGAAGAAGAAUCUGAAGAUCAAGAAGAAAGUCGUAAAAAACGGUCUGCUCAAGAAGAAAGUGGAGAUAUUGAGGAUGAAGAAGAAUUAAAGAGACAAGAAGAAAAUGAAGAAGAAUCUGAAGACCAGGAAGAAAGUCGUAAGAAGCGGUCUAUCCUACAAUACGGUUACGAUGAAAACGACGAAGAAUGGCAGAGGGCACAAGAAGAAGCAAAUAUCCUCGAAAGCGGCGAAGAGGAAAUCAAGAGGCAAGAAGAAGUAAUAGAAGAAGAAGAGAAUGAUUCAGAAGAAUCCGAGGAAUCCUUAUUCCAGCGAUUUUUCUUUUAAGCUGGCGUUCAAAAGCACUUCCUAACGGAAUGCCUAUUUGAAAUGCCGUUGAAGUUUGGUUUAAUUUAAUUUAUUAAUGUAAUACAUUAAUAAAUAUACUAUAUUAAGUUGUGUGUGCAUGUAAAUAUCACUUUGUGCAAUUUUGUAAAUACUGUGAGCUAGUAAAUGUGAACGACAA
This is a messenger RNA of Leguminivora glycinivorella, 2116 nucleotides long. Its product is annotated as clumping factor B-like. Gene Ontology annotation, cellular component: extracellular region. Lineage: Eukaryota; Metazoa; Arthropoda; Insecta; Lepidoptera; Tortricidae. Gene Ontology annotation, molecular function: chitin binding. The record is from RefSeq and is a predicted model, not a curated record.